Messenger RNA from Populus euphratica (Euphrates poplar), 1198 nucleotides. Its product is annotated as probable membrane-associated kinase regulator 6. NCBI's taxonomy places the organism in Eukaryota, Viridiplantae, Streptophyta, Magnoliopsida, Malpighiales, Salicaceae. The transcript has 2 exons. The record is from RefSeq and is a predicted model, not a curated record. Bases 185 to 853 code for a protein of 222 amino acids.
ACAGCCACAUACCCGAUUGUUAUAAAGAGGAUAUAUAUUGUGGUAUAUAUAUACGUGCCUUGAGAUAUAUUCUAUAGGCAGAGGACCUUUGCUAAUACACCUACAGUACCUCUCUUUCCCCGUAAUAUUUCUAGCAAUAUUAUCUGCUCUCUUCUCCUGCAUAUCUUGUCAUAGAGUAACACCAAUGGAAACUUCACAGCCUCUUUCUAUUGAAAGCUUCUCAUACAGUUGGUUAGUUAAUCUGAAGCCAUCUUUGGAAAGCCUAGACAAUUCUCUCAGGGCCUCACUAGAUGCAUCAGAUGAAGCUUCCUUCAUUGAGAUGGACCCAAGAAUGCCACCUUCAAAAAGAUUCUUCAGAAAUUCUCAGGAUUUCAAAUUUGACUUCCCCAUUUCACAAUCUCCUCUUACUCUCGUCCAUGCUGAUGAGCUCUUCUCCGAUGGCCAUGUCAUGCCUCUCUUUGUCGAUCCGUUAAAGAUGAAGGCUUAUGAUGUCUCAGACUCAACCUCAGCCCUCCCUACCUCUUCUCAUGCACCAAAAAAUGUGGUUUCAGCUUGUAAACCUCAACGUUGUUCUUCAUUAAGAAGGUGCAGGAGAAUGUCAAAGCAAAUAGUUCAGAAAUACUUGGAUUUUCUAAGGCCAUUGUAUCGAAGAAUUCGAGGCCACAGGUCAAGUUCAAGAGCUGAAAAUAUUGAUUCUAAAGUUCAGGUAAUGAAGAACAGGGUAUAUUCAGCAGAAACAUCUCCGAGAAUCAGUGUAGCUUAUUCUGUCGAUGAUUGCUGGCGAAGGUCUUGUGAUUCUGAGAGCUCUAUUUAUGAGGCAGUACUCCAUUGCAAAAGAUCCAAUGGGAAAUAAAUUGAUGUCGUUGUACGAAGGAGUUGAAAAGAAGAGAAGGAAAGCAGCAAUGUUGAUAUUCACAUGGGAAAGAAAAAGAGAGAGGAAUAAAGAAAGAUCAGCAACCACUUGUUUCUUGUUCUUUUCUUCUAUUCUUCUGGGAGGAUAAUGUAAAUUUGUUUUCUUAUAAGAGAGUGUUUAGAAGUUGUGUGGAUGGUCGGCCAUGAGAAAUCUGGCCAUGAGGGAGAGAAAAAGAAAGAAGAAUUUAAGGAUAAAAUUAAAAUUUUUUUUUUUUUUUUGUCUUUUCCUUUAUGGGAGAAAAGCUAGGCUACCAGCUACUACAAGAUUCUCUCCCUUAUUUCUGUA